CACGAAUCUGAGAGUCGAGGUGACGACGAAUGUGGAAAAAUUCCGAAAGUUUCGGAUUACCUUAUACACUGGGGAGAACGUGCUUCGCCUGGAGAGAUACCGUGGGCGGCUCUUCUUCUUCUGGAUGACAGCGGAUGGCGGAAAGCAAAACCUUCAGCAGACCCCUGCGAGUGGUACUUGGAAGCCGAUGUACAAGAUAUCCCUGUGAGCACAUGGAACUACAUCGAGUACGAAAUGUACAUCUACUUCCCUCAAGACGCAAAGUACGGUAACCCGCACGAUAUCGCCAUUGUUCAACUCGAGAAACCAGUGAUGGAGAAAGGAGUCUGGCCGAUCUGUCUCCCUUCAGAGCAUGACCAGAUACUUCGUGGAGAAAUUGCACGUGUUGCUGGAUGGGGAAUCGAU
Messenger RNA from Ostertagia ostertagi, 405 nucleotides. The record is from the annotation of a GenBank genome assembly. NCBI's taxonomy places the organism in Eukaryota, Metazoa, Nematoda, Chromadorea, Rhabditida, Trichostrongylidae.